Clarias gariepinus (North African catfish) is the source of this 5376-nucleotide messenger RNA. It is a transcript of the gene frmpd1a, whose product is annotated as FERM and PDZ domain-containing protein 1. The coding region runs from base 299 to 5242 and encodes 1647 amino acids. The record is from RefSeq and is a predicted model, not a curated record. The transcript has 17 exons. Gene Ontology annotation, molecular function: protein binding. Gene Ontology annotation, cellular component: cytoskeleton. NCBI's taxonomy places the organism in Eukaryota, Metazoa, Chordata, Actinopteri, Siluriformes, Clariidae.
AACGGAUUUUAACGGAUUUAUUUUUCCUUUACACUCCAUAUACACCUGUGUGCUUAUGGAUAAUUCUCUUACCUGAGAUGUCAACAGAGAUAUCUACAUAGAUUUACACAUGAGAGAUUUGCAAGAGCCUGCGAAUUCAACUCCGUGAUGGACGUGAGACCAAAAUAAAUGCUGACAAAGCGCUGAAAUGAGAGCGGACCACUCUACCCGACACUAAUGGAUAAAGAACUGCGCAGAGCACGGUGCAGCGUGAGCGACGCUUUCUCUCAGAUGGAGCCCUGACACGGAAAGACGCUCAAUGGAGGACCGGGACCGCAGCCGCUCUCCGUCACGCAGGACCAGCAAAGUGGAGCAGGUGGUGGGACGCUGGCUUCGACGUUCCAGAGAGUCCACUAGCAGAGAGCGCGUGUUGGACGAUGACGGACGAGGAGCCGACGCCAGUCCUCAGGACCAGAGAAGCGGUCCACUCAGAGUGACCGUUCAGAUCCCGCUGGAUCCCGAGCUCAAGUCCCACGGCUUCACCGUGUCCUCACACACUCCGGCACUGGUGGACGAGGUCGUCCCGGGUGGUCCUGCAGACGGCAAACUUUUCCCCGGCGAUCAGCUGGUGAAAAUCAACAACAUCGCCGUCGACGAUCUGUCCGCGCGGCAAGCGUCUGACGUCAUCAAAGAGUCCCAGGACACCAUCACAAUGACGGUCCUCAGAGUAGCAGUGGGGCCGAAGUCGUCCUUCAUAACCCCAGAGAAGAGGGCUAAGCUAAAAUCCAACCCGGUUAAGGUGCGCUUCGCAGAGGAAGUGGUCGUUAACGGCCACUCGCAGGGCAAUUCCCUUCUUUUCCUGCCCAACGUCCUGAAGGUCUAUUUAGAGAAUGGUCAGACCAAAGCCUUUAAAUUCGAGCCCAAGACCACCGUAAAGGACAUUGUGAUGACUCUGAAACAGAAGCUGUCCAUAUCCCGCAUCGAGCACUUCUCACUGGUGCUCGAGCAGCAGUACAGCAUCUCUAAACUCUUUCUGCUGCAUGAGGAUGAGCUGAUUCAAGACGUGGUCCAGAAGAGAGAGACUCACGACUACCGGUGUCUGUUUCGGGUCUGCUUCAUGCCCAGAUUUCCACAGGAGCUGCUGGAGGGCGACCCCGUAGCCUUUGAGUAUCUCUACCAACAGAGUGUGAGCGAUGUCCUGCAGGAGAGGUUCGCUGUGGAGAUGAAAUGCAACACGGCACUCAGACUGGCAGCUCUGCACAUACAGGAGAGACUCGCCAGCACCGGCCAGUCUCAUAAAACCCCACUAAAGACCGUCAUUAAGGACUGGGGACUGGAAAGCUUUGUCUCCAGCACCCUGCUGAGGAACAUGAGGGAGAAGGACUUGAGAAAAGCCGUCAAUUUACACUUGAAGAAGAUUGUCUUACAGGAAUAUAAGCAUAAGGCAAUGACGGUAAACCAGGCGAGGCUUAACUACCUAAGCGAGAUGACUGAACUCAAAUCUUUCGGAGGAAGGUCCUUCAGCGCCACCCUGAUGCUGCAAGACAGGGAGUCUACGGUGAGCUUGUUGGUGGGGGCGCAGUAUGGGGUGAGUCAGGUGAUCAACCACAAGCUGAGCAUCAUGAACACGCUGACGGAUUUCGGGAGCAUCACCAGGGUGGAGCUCUUACCGGAGUCGGAGCGUGUUAGCCUGGUCAAGAUCUACAUGCAGGAUAUAAAGUCCUUAACUUUGCUAUUGGAGGUGGUGCCAGCUAAGGAUUUAUCAUGUCUGGUAGCUGGUUAUUGCAAAGUGUUCAUAGAUCCUCAAAUCUCCGUGUUUCCCUGGACAGUCGAAUCAAAGAGCCACCGUAUAUCUGCAGAAGAAGGUUACGUAUCGAGAUGCUGCAGCGACUCUGAAGACUCAGAGGUGGAUGCUCUGCUUGCUCGUGCCAGAAGUCCUACCCAGACUGAUUCAGACAUCCACUCGGUUAACGGUCAAGCUGCAAGAAAAGAGGAAGAAAAAGCCAAUGCAGAAGAACAGGAAGAUGUGGAAGACAAGAGCGAAAAAGAAAGCGUGGAGAACGGGACUGGAGAAACAAAGAAAGUAAGACAAGAAGAGCAGGCUGAAUCUGUGCCUGCAAAUGAAGGGGACACAGCAGAAGAAAACGACAUGGUGGAAACUAAUAAGAGUGAAGAAGAGGCCAAGGAGGAGCCACCGUGUGUGAUCAUUGUGGAGGACCCUCCUUCGGAGACGUCGGAUUCGGUUCAGACCGACUCGCGCUUCGUAACCAGCAUGUCCAGCGACUCCAUGGACGCUUUAGAGGAGGAUGACUUUUUGACCUAUUUCACCACCAACUCUGUCAGCCAGCUGAACGGUAGAGACCAUUACCUCCGUGUUGACACUCUGUCACCGUGUCCGAAUCAACUGGAUCUCCAAGAUGGCGAUUUCGAUGAUGAACUGUGUUGCGUUGAUUUCCCUGGCAGCGAGGAAGAUUUAAUUAUUCACGCCGCCCUGUCUAGCAUCGCAGACUGUCUACCUAGUCCCACCGAGGCAAGUGAGGAAGAAUAUUCAGAACACGAUGAAGAUGAACAAGAGGCACCAGAGGAUGUUUUCGAAAGCAUCGAAGCUCCACACGGAGAGUGUGUUUUUACAUUUAACCAAGGCGAUCCACAACGUUACUACAACAUCUGCACAAAUGUGACGCCCGACAGUGGUCACGUCCACGCUUCUCUUCAUCACACUCAGGACGAAAUGAGAGAAGAGACGGAGAGAGGGAUGGAAUCUAUACCUAUCCUUUUGCCUCCUCCAGGUUUUGGUGACAGCAGCACUGAUGAUGAGUGCUUUGACGCCCAGGAGGGAUUAAUUCCUGAGGAACCUUUGUCAGCGCCAAUGAUUAAAGAACGUUCUAGAGGUUUGAGUGCCACAAAGCGUACUUUGAGCCUAAGCAACAACAGCGGAAUCAGCGCCUGCGAACGAAAGAAGCGAGAAGGAGAAGGCAAAAAGAGAGAGAGAAAAGAUAAAGACAAACUAAAGACGGAGACGAAAAAUGAAGUUCCAAGGUUUCGCAAAAGAAUCAGAAAGCGCCGUUCCUUUAUGGAAACGGAGUACACGUCAUUAGUGUCAUUUCCUGGAAAAGACAGAACAAAAAAUAACAACCAUUGGUCGAGACCCUGCCAUCCUGGUGAGGGGUCAAAUCAAAGCUCCUGCCCCACGGUCUCAUCUCUAACAAAUGCUGAAGGUGAACCAGCACAGAUGGAAUCAAAACCCAUCGCCCCAUCGAAACCAAGUGAGUCUGAAACUCUGGAAUUCCUGCAUCGUAACAAAAUGAAUAAGGCAACUCAGCGGAAACAGCAGGUUAUACUAAUGGAACCAGACACCAUGGAGUUUAAGUCUGUCACUGAAAUCAUGUCUACUUCCUCUCCUGGUAUUGUGGCAGUCCGCACAUCGACGGAGCCCAAAGUAAGAAGCUAUGCCAUGAGCAUUACCGAUGGACUCGAAGAAGCAGGAGCAGUAGGAGGUUUGGAUGAAAGGUUGUUUGACGGUCACUUGUUUUUUGCCACUCCUGUCAGGGAUUGCGUUGAUGGUAAUGCUUUACCUGUAAAAAUACCUGACAAAGAAUCCCUGAUAGAACAGCCACCUGAAAAACCUUUGGACAGGAAAAAGAGCUGCUCGCUUCCACAACUAGACCAAACAGGCUUGUUUUCUUCAAAAGUCCCAACCACAUCCUUGAACCAAAACCCAUGCACCGACAGCCUUGAUGUUGAAAGUCUGGAAAAGAACAUUAAAAAAUGUUCAAUUGAGAGAAGAAGGAGUCUUAGCGUGUCUGCUACAUGUCGUAGCAGUCGCAAGGCAAGUGGUUUAACAAGCCACCUUUAUCCUCAGAUGGAGCCUACCAUCUUAACAAAAGAACCACGAUCUGAUGAUGGUUCUGGCAAUCCAUUCACCCAGGAACUAUCCUUCACUGUUUCUCCUGAGCGGCUUACACAGGGAUGUGUUUUCCCUCAGUGUUCUUCUGGUCCCCACUCUGCUUCAGCACUGCGUGCAAAGGUCCAGAACUUGCCCCUGUACCUGUCUCGUUCCCAUGAGGUGCUAACCAAUUUCGGUAGUCUUGUAGGGAAUGACAAAACAGAACGGAGAUUUUCUGAAAAUAUGGCCACGGCUGAUAGAAAGUCUAAAGAGGCCAUGAAGGCGGUUGAAAAGUUUAGGGAAAUUGUUUGCAAUAAUUACACGGAAAGAGUGCGGAAAGCCGAACCUGAAAAAUCUUCAAGCCCGAAAUCUCUUGUGGUUACUACGCAAAUCAUUAAGCCAACCGACACCCAGCCACAAGCCCUGUCUAGCCCAGAUCUUCAGGCAAAGCCUGACAUCACGUGCAGCUCAGUGCUUUCCUCAGUGUGUGAGACAGUCAUCGAGAGUGCUGAAACACCCAUGGAGGUUUGCGGCUGCCAAUCAGCCUACACCAACUGCUUCAGCUCUGUCUUGGGCAAUGGGAGUUUUGACGACGAGCUGACCAUCUAUGAAUUCUCCUGCAGGACACAGCAAAACAUGCAUGACCGGAUUGGCUUGGUGACAUCAUCUAUCCCUCCUUCAUCCCUCUCUGGUUCGUCUUCUUCUUUUUCACCAUCCUCACCCCUGCCGGCUUUCUCUCGUGUAAUCCUGCCACUUUCUUCGUCCUCAGAACUCGGCCCCCUCCUGUCUCCCCUGGACACCCCCGACUGCUUCCUCUCUGACCCGCACGUAGACGCUAUUACCGCCUUACUGUCCCAGCAUUACCCCUUACCCCCAACAGGCUUCCUGGCUCUGCAGAGGGACGUUGACACACUUUUAACCAUCCUUGAAGGUGCUAUGAAGGACCAAGAUUGCACCCAAAGGCAUCCCAGAGACACUUGCGCAGACCACUUUUCUGAAAACAAGCGCAGGCUACACGUGGAGUCGCGAGGCUUCCUGGCUGGCUGUCAGCGGGUCGUGAAAGCCGGGCAGACCCCAGCAGAGACGCUGCAAGCUCUGGCCGACAGUUUCCACUCGCUGGUUCAGCUGACAGCCGUAUGCCUGAGUUUCUCGAGCUGCCAGAGGUGCCAGGAGCGCAACUCUCAGACCUUGUCAGGACUCGUAGACGUCACGCAGACAUAUCAGGAGUUCGCACGGGCCGCAGAGCGCUUGGGCAUGGCUACGGAAAGAAGGACUUGCCAAGAGCUCAGCAUUAAACUCCUGGCCCGCCAGUGUACCGCCCUCACAACCUCAGUCUUCUGCCUAACCCAGUUAUUCCGGACCCUCACCGCCCUAUGACCCUGCAGACGUCGGACUAUAGUGUAAUUCUGCCAAAUAUGAGCUAUGUAAAGCAUUUAAAAGAGAAACUACAUGAAAGUAACUAUGGUGUCCAAAGAGGCUGACCCUUUAGUGAUAAGCACACACAUACACAC